UCUUCAUUUUUCGUUAUAAUAAUUUCGUUGUGAACUAGAACUCAUGCCGGUUUAGAUACGUUGACAAUGUAUGCGACCUUUUUGAAAAGGUAAAAUCAGACCAAAUGGAUCAAGUUAAUGAUCCAUGGCAAGAACUCUUUGAGUCGGAAGAUAUAACAGGUGAAAGAAACUUUGUGCCACAGGACGAAGAAAAUGAGAGUCAGUCUGAGAGAUCGACUAAGAGCAGAGAGCAUUCUUCUGAUCCUUUGGAGAUUUUGGAGAAGAUUGAGAAGCCAGAUCUGUUUGAAAUCCAAAAUUUGGAACAAUAUGAAGGAAGUUAUUCUGAGUUGCUUCUCGAGGACUUUAAGGAAGAGUGCCAAGAAGAGCUUGAGUUAAACAUCGAAAAGUCCUUAGAACCCUCAUCAAGAUUCGAAAGUCAAAAUCCAUCAGAAGAAGAUCAUGAGUCAUCUCAGAACGAAGAAGAAUCCUCCAAAGAGAAUCCUACUGCAAGAAAGGGGGCUUUCUCAGAGAACUUCUAUCGUGAUGACAAGUUGUCAAAAGCUUCUGUUAGAGGCAUCAAUCAUGUUCUCAAGGUCUUCUUCGAUAAUGAAGUCAAAAUAUACAAAAAGCAGACCAAGAUUAACCUUAAGAAGAAUAGCUAUCAAUUUUACCAAUGGUUCUGCAUCUGGAUUGAAAAAUUUAGACAAUAUUUCCUGCAAGAAUAUAAUAUUGAGCUUACUUAUGACAUUAAACUAAAAAUUUUCUCAGUUGUUGCAUAUCUUCUCAGAGUAAAAACAUUCAAAAGCUUCAUCCAAGCUGGCUUUGAAGGAGCUCAGAAGAGGAGAAUUCUCAAAGAAAACGAAAAGUACAAAAAGUUCAAUGACCCUAAAAAUGGAACUAGCUACGAUAGAAUUUUUGCUUUAAACCAUCCUGCUGUAAAGCUCGGAAAGAUCAUAAUUGCAACUGAAGAUAAUCUUCUUGAAAGCUUCUGGAAGAAAUUAUUGACAAGAAGAGGCACAACAGUUCCCAAUGUGAAUAAAUACAAGAGAAAGAUCGCCCAAAAGCUCGAACUUGAGUUAUAAGUUCUUUGAUAAACCAUUCCC
Molecule: messenger RNA, 1082 nt
Organism: Moneuplotes crassus
Lineage: Eukaryota; Ciliophora; Spirotrichea; Euplotida; Euplotidae
Source: the annotation of a GenBank genome assembly